AUGAGAAAGACAAAAAUCAUCGCAACCAUAGGCCCGGUUUCCCGGGACCCGGAAACGCUGGAAAAGUUGAUCCUGGCCGGCAUGGACUGUGCCAGGCUCAAUUUCUCCCACGGCACUUUUCCGGAACACGAAGAAGUGAUCCGCGACGUGCGGCGGUUGUCUGAAAAGCAUGGCAGGCAGGUCGCCAUUCUUCAGGACCUGGGUGGCGUAAAGCUGCGCCUGGGCAACAUGGACCACGUUCUCAACCUCAACCACGGCGACGAAUAUCUGCUGACGGCGGAUGAGGCCUCCGACGACCCCUCUAUUAUCCCCUUCCCCGAACCGGGAGUGCUGCGGAACCUGCGCGAAAACAACCUGGUCUUCAUUUCCGAUGGUAUCGUAUGCCUGGAAGUGCUGGAAACCAAUGGCCUCCAGGUCAGGACACGGGUACGGAACGGGGGCACUAUUUCGUCUUACAAAGGGGUCAAUCUCCCCGGCGUUUCCAUAGACAUGCCGGUAUUGACCGAUGAUGACAAGGCAGCCCUCCGGUUUGGCGUGGAGCAGAAGGUGGACUGGGUUGCCGUCUCCUUCGUGCGUACCGGCCACGACGUCCGGGAAGCCAAGGCUUUCCUGCAGAGUAUUGGCAGCCAGGCGCCGGUUAUGGCCAAGCUCGAGCGAAGUGAAGGGAUCGACAACCUGGACGAAAUCCUGCAGGAAGUAGAUGGAGUGAUGGUGGCCCGCGGCGACCUCGGUGUGGAAAUCCCUAUGGAACGGGUGCCCCUGGUGCAGAAGGAGAUUGUCCGCAAGGCCAACGAAGCGGCCAAGUCUUCCUGCAUCGCCACCCAGAUGCUGCGGUCAAUGGUAGUGUCGCCUACCCCGACUCGCGCCGAAGUCUCCGACAUCUGCAAUGCGGUGCUGGACGGCUGCGAUUUGAUCUUGCUGUCCGACGAAAUUGCCGUGGGAGCCUACCCUGUCGAAGCGGUUCAGGUGGCUGAUACUGCUAUCCGCGAGGCUGAGAAAAUUUACCCCUACUAUAAGGAUUUCCGGUCGCGGGAUCGCACUCAGGCCAUCGCCGCCGGGGCUAGCAGUUUGGCCAGGGAGUUGCAUUCCAAGCCCAUCGUUGUAACCAGCACCGGUCGGGCCGCUUACGAGGUGUCUCGCUAUCGGCCUGAGGGCGACAUAAUCGUUUUCGCCCAUGAUGAAGAGACUUUGAGAAGAUUGUGCCUUGGUUGGGGACUCCAGCCCAGCGGUGUAAUUCCGCCGGAGCAGGACAUUUCCAGGCUGGUAGCGAUGUUGAUCGGCCGCGCCAUGUCCACCGGCCUAGUCAACGAGUCAGACGUUGUGACAAUAGUCCACGGAAGCCUCACCGGCGUCUCUGGCACCACUAACACCAUCCAGGUGCUCGACGUUCAAGAAUAUUUGUCCCGCUACUCGGACCUGGUCGAGGCGGCGGCAGGGGCUUAG
Geodia barretti is the source of this 1443-nucleotide messenger RNA. NCBI's taxonomy places the organism in Eukaryota, Metazoa, Porifera, Demospongiae, Tetractinellida, Geodiidae. The record is from the annotation of a GenBank genome assembly.